AUGAAUAACAAACAAAAACUUUCUACAAAUUAUUUUGUCGGAUUGGUACAGUGUAAAGUGAAUAUUCUCGGUUACAGUAAUGUACAGUAUAUAAUAAACUGUCACAAAAGCUGCAGGUGAAAACCAGCGGAAACAUACUUAUAGCCGGCAGAAAAGCUUGCAAAUUCAUCGAGGCAACCAUUUACACAUCGAAUUGUAUCGGAUUCAUAUGCUUCCAGAUGCAAAGCUUCUACUUUUUUUCCAACUCCAAAAUUUUCUGUUAUGGCUCAAAACUGAAAUGGUUUUCUAUUGGAUUCAUCGCUGUGUUUGUAAACGACAACAUGAAUCCGCGGUACUAAUACGCACAUUUAAUGUGUUACACUUCAGGCUAAACAUGCUAUAUACUGUAUAAGUAACCUUCAGGGUGACGUCGAGUUUUAUUUUACAGAAUAUACUGACAGCUUGUACAUAUUUAAUAUUUUUUUUAAAAAAAGAUGAUGAUGAAGAAGGAGAGGAAAAGGCAAAAUUGAUCAACGAAGUGCUUGAACUUCAAAAUACCCUUGAAGGUAAUGAUAGAUUCGUUUGUGAUAGAACUAUAAUUUCUCAAUGAAAACAAGAAUGCUUUAUUCAUGUUGUCGUUAUUAAUAUGAUAUUCAGUUCACUUUGUAACAAAAUCGCAGAGAAAAUCCAAAUGUGCAAAACCAGAUUACUAAUUAGACAGAUUUAGAAAAUUGGACACGGCAAACUCGACGGCCCAAUUUCAAAAGCUUCAAGGAAUUUGAGCACUGCAUAAUUUGGUUACUGCAAUAAAUGUAUCAGCUCAGGACAACAAGGUGUACAGUACGUAUUUUUCGUUUUAGAUUUAUCUCAAAGAGUUGAUGCUGUUAAAGAUGAAAAUCUCAAAUUAAAAUCAGAAAAUCAGGUAAAACUAGCUGUAGUUGUUAAUUGCUGAAAAGGCAAUCGGUUUGUUGUUUUUGCAACUUUUCAAUAUAUUUUUUACUUCUGCGAGGAGAUUAUGUUUUCUUCGUCCGCGUUUGUAUGUACAGUGUACAAUAUGUGUGUCUGUCUGUGUCUAUGUGUUUUUCAACAGGAUAAUUUUAAAAAAAUAUCAAACGUAUUAAUACGAAAAUUUGUGGGACUAAUGGACAUUUUGCCCAAGGAUCAAAUGAUUAAAUUUUGGUUAAAUUUGCAUGAAAAUUAAUCAGAAACUAACAAUGUUUGUCUUGCUUUGCCGGACAGAGUAAAUUGAAUGCGUAUUUAGCCCAUUGUAUAAUUUAUCCAUCAUACAGAAGGUAUGCCAUCUCCAAAUGUUUUCCAGUCGAGUCAAUUUUACCUCGAUCUUGGUAAUUUCAAAUAAUAUACAACCUUGCUACAAGCAAACACAUCUUAUUGACAAGUUGUUGGAACAGCAUUAUCACAACUUGUCAACAAGCUUCCUACAAACCUAUUGGAAACACAUCUAUCUUGUUGACAAGUUGUUGGAACAGCAUUGUCAUAACUUGUUAACCAGCUUGCUACAAACCUAUUCCAAACACAUCUUGUUGACAAGUUGUCAGAACAGCAUUGUCACAACUUGUUAACACGCUUGCUACAAGCCUGUUGUAAACACAUCUUGUUGACAAGUUCUUGGAACAGCAUUGUCACGACGUGUUAACAAGCUUGCUACAAGUCUGUUGAGGAGUCAUCUUGUUGACAAGUUGUUGCAACAACCUUGUCACAACUUGUCAACAAGCUCGCUACAAACCUAUUCCAAACACAUCUUGUUGACAAGUUGUUGGAACAGCAUCGACACAACUUGUUAACAACCUUGCUACAAACCUAUUGCAAACACAUAUUGUUCACAAGUUGUUGGGACAGCAUUGCCACAUAUUGUUAGUCAAGCUUGCUACAAGCCUGUUGAGGAGUUAAUGAACUUGUUAACAAGCUUGCUACAAACCUAUUGCAAACACAUCUUGUUGGCAAGUUGUUUUAACAGCAUUGUCACGACGUGUUAACAAGCUUGCUACAAGCCUGUUGAGGAGUCAUCUUGUUGACAAGUUGUUGGAACAAGCCUUCUCACAACUUGUUAACAAGCUUGCUACAAACCUAUUGCAAACACGUCUUGUUGACAGGUUGUUGGAACAGCAUUGUCACAACUUGUCAACAAGCUUCCUACAAACCUACUGCAAACACAUCUUGUUGACAAGUUGUUGGAACAGCAUUGUCACAACUUGCUAACAAGCUUGCUACAAACCUAUUGCAAACACGUCUCGUUGACAGGUUGUUGGAACAGCAUUGUCACAACCUGUUAACAAGCUUACUACAAACCUAUUCCAAACACAUCUUCUUGACAAGUUGUUGGAACAGCAUUGUCGGAACUUGUUAACAAGUUUGCUACAAGCCUUUUAAGGAGUCAUCUUGUUGACAAGUUGUUGGAACAACAUUGUCAUAACUUGCUAACAAGUUUGCUACAAGCCUGUGGAGGAGACGUCUUGUUGACAUGUUGUUGGAACAGCAUUGCCAUGUUGCUAACAAGCUUGCUACAAGCCUAUUCCAAACACAUCUUGUUGACAAGUUGUUGGAACAGUAUUGUGAAAACGUUUUAGCAAGCUUGGUGCAAGCCUGUUGAGGAGUCAUCCUGUUAACAUGUUGUUGGAACAGCAUUGCCUCAACUUGUUAAGAAGCUUGCGACAAACCUAUUGCAAACACAUCUUGUUGACAAGUUGUUGGAACAGCAUUGUCACAGAACAUUGUCACAGAACAUUGUCAUAACUUGUCAGCAAGCUUGCUACAAACCUAUUCCAAACACAUCUUGUUGACAAGUUGUUGGAACAGCAUUGUCGGAACUUAUUAACAAGUUUGCUACAAGCCUUUUAAGGAGUCAUCUUGUUGACAAGUUGCUGGAACAACAUUGUCACAACUUGUUAACAAGCUUGCUACAAACCUGUGGAGGAGACGUCUUGUUGACAUGUUGUUGGAACAGCAUUGUCAGAACUUUAUAUUAACAAGCUUGCUAGAAGCCUGUUGAGGACUCAUCUUGUUGACAAGUUGUUGGAACAUCAUCGCCACAACUUGUUAAUAAGCUUGCUACAAACCUAUUGCAAACACAUGUUCUUGACAAGUUGUUGGAACAGCAUUUUUUUGUUGACAAGUUGUUGCAACAGCAUUGUCUUGUUGACAAGUUAUUUUAACAGCAUAGUCACGACUUGUUAACAAGCUUGCUACAAGCCUGUUGAGGAGUCAUCUUGUUGACAAAUUAUUGGAACAGCCUUGUCACAACUUGUUAACAAGCUUGCUGCAAACCAAUUGCAAACACAUCUUGUUGACAAGUUGUUGGAACAGCAUUGGCAAAUGUUGUUAACAAGCUUGCUACAAGCCUGUUAAGGAGUCAUCUUGUUGACAAGUUGUUGGAACAGCAUUGCCACAACUUGUCAACAAGCUUGCUACAAACCUAUUCCAAACACAUCUUGUUGACAAGUUGUUGGAACAGCAUUGUGAAAACUUUUUAGCUACUGUAGCUUGGUAGAAGCCUGUUGAGCAGUCAUCCUGUUGACAUGUUAUUUUAACAGCAUAGUCACGACUUGUUAACAAGCUUGCUACAAGCCUGUUGAGGAGUCAUCUUGUUGACAAAUUAUUGGAACAGCCUUGUCACAACUUGUCAACAAGCUUGCUGCAAACCAAUUGCAAACACAUCUUGUUGACAAGUUGUUGGAACAGCAUUGGCAAAUGUUGUUAACAAGCUUGCUACAAGCCUGUUAAGGAGUCAUCUUGUUGACAAGUUGUUGGAACAGCAUUGCCACAACAUGUUAACAAGCUUGCUACAAGCCUAUUGAGGACUCAUCUUGUUGACAAGUUGUUGGAACAGCAUUGUCACAACUUGUCAACAAGCUUGCUACAAACCUAUUCCAAACACAUCUUGUUGACAAGUUGUUGGAACAGCAUUGUGAAAACUUUUUAGCUACUGUAGCUUGGUAGAAGCCUGUUGAGCAGUCAUCCUGUUGACAUGUUAUUUUAACAGCAUAGUCACGACUUGUUAACAAGCUUGCUACAAGCCUGUUGAGGAGUCAUCUUGUUGACAAAUUAUUGGAACAGCCUUGUCACAACUUGUCAACAAGCUUGCUGCAAACCAAUUGCAAACACAUCUUGUUGACAAGUUGUUGGAACAGCAUUGGCAAAUGUUGUUAACAAGCUUGCUACAAGCCUGUUAAGGAGUCAUCUUGUUGACAAGUUGUUGGAACAGCAUUGCCACAACAUGUUAACAAGCUUGCUACAAGCCUAUUGAGGACUCAUCUUGUUGACAAGUUGUUGGAACAGCAUUGUCACAACUUGUCAACAAGCUUGCUACAAACCUAUUCCAAACACAUCUUGUUGACAAGUUGUUGGAACAGCAUUGUGAAAACUUUUUAGCUACUGUAGCUUGGUAGAAGCCUGUUGAGCAGUCAUCCUGUUGACAUGUUGGAACAGCAUUGUCACAAAUUGUUAAGAAGCUUACUACAAACCUAUUGCAAACACAUCUUGUUGACAAGUUAUUGGAACAGCAUUGUCACAGAACAUUGUCACAACUUGUCAACAAGCUUCCUACAAACCUAUUCCAAACACAUCUUGUUGACAAGUUGUUGGAACAGCAUUGUCGGAACUUGUUAACAAGUUUGCUACAAGCCUUUUAAGGAGUCAUCUUGUUGACAAGUUGCUGGAACAACAUUGUCACAACUUAUUAACAAGCUUGCUUCUAGCCUGUUGAGGAGUCAUCUUGUUGAGAAGUUGUUGGAACAGCAUUGCCACUACUUGUUAACCAGCUUGCUACAAGCCUGUUGAGGAGACAUCUUGUUGACAAGUUAUUGGAACAGCAUUGGCACAACUUGUUAACAAGCUUGCGACAAACCUAUUACAAACACGUCUUGUUGACAAGUUUUUGGAACAGCAUUGUGAAAACGUUUUAACAAGCUUGGUACAAGCCUGUUGAGGAGUCAUCUUGUUGACAUGUUGUUGAAGCAGCAUUGCCUCAACUUGUUAAGAAGCUUGCUACAAACCUAUUGCAAACACAUCUUGUUGACAACUUGUUGGAACAGCAUUGUCACAGAACAUUGUCACGACUUGUUAACAAGCUUGUUACAAACUUGUUGAGGAGUCAUCUUGUUGAUAUGUUGCUGGAACAGCAUUGCCAGAACUUGUUAGCAAGCUUGCUGCAAACCUAUUGCAAACACAUCUUGUUGACAAGUUGUUGGAACAGCAUUGUCACAAAACAUUGUCACAAAACAUUGUCACAACUUGUUAACAAGCUUGUUACAAGCCUGUUGAGGAGCUUCUUGUUGACAUUUUGCUGGAACAGCAUUGCCAGAACUUUUUAACAAUCUGGCUACAAACCUAUUGCAAACACAUCUUGUUGACAAGUUGUUGGAACAGCAUUGUCACAACUUGUUAACAAGCUUGCUACAAGCCUGUUGAGGGGUCAUCUUGUUGACAAGUUGUCAGAACAGCAUUGUCGCAACUUAUUAACAAGGUUGCUACAAUCUUGUCGAGGAGACAUGUUGUUGACAUGUUGUUGGAACAGCAUUGUCACAUGUUAUUAACAAGCUUGCUACAAGCCUGUUGAGGAGUCAUCUUGUUGACAAAUGUUUGGAACAGCAUUGAUACAACUUGUUAAUAAGCUUGCUACGAACCUAUUGCAAAGACAUCUUGUUGACAGGUUGUUGGAACAGCAAUGUGACAACUUGUUAACAAGCUUGCUACAAACCUACAGUAUUGCAAACACAUCAUGAUAUAACAUAAAUGUUACAAGGGUGACGACACAAUAUUGUUGUAUAAUGACUGUAUCGGACUGUAUGAAACAACCUUGCAACAAGUGUGAUAAUGUCAUCAAGCUUGUUACAAGUUGUUAAAUGCUUGUUGACAACUUGGGACAAGCAGUGCGAACACAACUUGUUCACGGCUUGUUAGCAGACUUGCUACAAGAUGUGAGAUUUUUACAUGUGUAACUUAACAGUUACCACUUGCCCGGGGCAAGUGAAUAUCAUGACGGGCAAGUAAUGUUUUACCUUGCCAGAUUGGGCAAGUUGUCUUGUCACAAAAAGCUGGGCAUCUUUAAGUUUAUGUUUUCAUUGUCAGAUAUAAAUUUUUUUAUAGGGCAUGUACUUGAUUCUAAUUAGGUUUUUCGUGGGCCAAAUCUAGAUAGCCAUAUAGAGCAGUGGGAGAAUUAAGGGUCUACAUGUUGUCCACUUAAGUUAUAUCCCCUACCUAUAUACAGUAGGUACCCUAGUGGCCAUUGUCUGAUGGCAAGUGAAUUUUAUUCAGGGCAACUAAUUUUCAUGUCCAACUUGCCCUGAGGGCAAGUGGUCAAAAAAGUAAAGUUACACAACUGGAUAUCACAAAAAUCUCAUCGAAUAACUGUUUGUUAUGUGUUAUUCGGACAACCGCAUUUCUAUCCAGCGUGAGUCCGCUUACAAGAAUUGUUUACAGCAAGAUAUUGACUGAGGAUAUUUAUUCCAGGUUCUUGGUCAGUAUAUUGAAAAUUUGAUGUCAGCAUCAAGUGUUUUUCAGGCAACUAAUGCUCCGACGAAAAAGAGGUAUGUAUUAAGGCAAAUCGUCGUGAAUACCGGUAAUAGAUGUAAAUAAUGAUUGGGUUGGGCCUUUUGUAUACGUACAUGUACAUUGGCGUUUUUAAUUUUAGCGUUUUUAUGGGGUUUUUUUGGCGUCUUAUAAUUAGCGUUUUUAAUUGUCUGCAUAUGUACAUCUGUACUGCAUCAAUAAUGGUUUGUAAAUAGAGAAUAAUACAUGGGUGCACGGAUUCAUGGAGAUACCAGAUUUAUUUCGAGUUUUGAACAUGAUAUCUCGAGAGUGAGCGCGGCGAACGAGUGAGAUAUCAUGUUGAACAUGUUCAACAUGUUCAACACGAGAAAUAAAUCUGGCAUUUCCAUGUAUUUUUCUGUUUAUUAUAUAAAGGACAGUCUUUGAAAAGCGAUAAUUAUUACAGAAAAGCGAUAAUUGAAAAGCGAUAAUUAUCAUAAAUAAUUUCACAUGUGAGAUUAAUAUAGGUUAUCAUAUAAGGGAUGAGGUGAGGUCAGUUUUAUCGCUCAAGGGAUGAUAUCACAAUUGUCACGAGCGAGCGCAGCGAGCGAGGGACAAUUGUGAUAUCGUCCCGAGAGCGGUAAAACUGAUAUCACCGAAUCCCGAGUACGAUAACCUAUUUAUUAUAUACUUGUACCUUUAUCAGGGUUUGACACCCAAAAGUAAACAGUUUUGAAAAAAUAGGAUCAUUUUAGAAUUCAAAAAAAUUUACUGAACAAAUAUGAUUUUAGAAAAUAAAUAGACAAUUCAUAUAAAUAAUAUACAAUUUAAGUCUUUCGUUUUGUAUUAUCGCUCUUGUUUCCUUCGAUAAAACCAGGCCUUAAAAUAUCGGUCGGUCACGGACAUUGUCCGACCCAUUCGUGAAAUUGUCCGACGUAGAAAAGAAACCACCGGACAUUCUGUCCGACCUAAGUGAAACUGAGGUUUAUUGUUUGUCCGACCCGAGUGUAUUGGUGUCCGACCGAAAUGUAGCUUUGUCCGACGUAAAUCAAAAUGUACCCUAGCCCAGGAAGCCAGGAAUAGAGGCAGACUUGUAUGUUAAAUGGAAAAUCAGAGUACUAUUGUAUAAAAGGUCAACUGGAAAUGUUGUUUUAACGUAGACGAGCGCGGGGCGGCGAGCGACAUGGUCAAGUGGAAAACAGGCUUAAGUUGUCGAAGUCUUUUUGAUACUGCUGUUCUGGCAAGUAUGUAUGAAAGAAACAAAUUAUUUAAUAUCUUUACAACAUUUACCGUUUAUUCAUUUGUGUCAUUCAGACUUAUUUCCGAGUCAAAAAUGAACUGAAAGUCAUCGGACAUAUGUCCGACCCAAACUCAACGUCACCGGACAUUUUGUCAGACGGCCCUGAAAAAGAUAUUUUAAGGCCUGGAUAAAACUGUCGACAUCAACCAACACGAACCUCGAGUCGGCCAUCUUUGUUUUGACAAGGUGCGAAAUUUAGCGGGACAAAAAACGAUAUCCGGGACAAAAAACGAUAUCCGGGACGAUAUCGUUUUUAUGUCCCGCUGCUUCCUACCUGAUAAAGGUACAAGUAUGUGAUAAUCAGUUUUAUCAGUGCUUUAAAUAGUACAUAAAGCACUAUACUUUAUAUAAUAAUAAUAAUGUUUUAAGCAUCGUGAAUCUGUAGUGAUGCAGUUUAGAGUAUUGACAAUUUAUAGAAUUUUAAUGAUUUGCAGAUCACAUUUUUUUCUAAAAAUUGAUUGGCUAGUUUAAUUCUGUGAUUUAAUUUGAUUUGCUGGUUAUACGGUCCGAUUUAAAUAUGAUUGCUUAAAAAAUUAUACGAUUUAACCGCAAGGUAACGCGUUAGAGCUUAAAAUAGUGUGCUUUAGGAAUUGAUCACACUGUUUUGAGAAUAAAAAUAGUUUAAUAUUUUUGUUCUAUUUAAUAUGCAUGUUUUUGUUCUAUUUAUCCAUGCUUUAUCUUUUUUUUGUUUAGGCAAGUGCCAUCUAGACCAACCC
Paramuricea clavata is the source of this 8478-nucleotide messenger RNA. The record is from the annotation of a GenBank genome assembly. Lineage: Eukaryota; Metazoa; Cnidaria; Anthozoa; Malacalcyonacea; Plexauridae.